This is a messenger RNA of Pichia membranifaciens NRRL Y-2026, 234 nucleotides long. RefSeq lists its product as hypothetical. Bases 1 to 234 code for a protein of 77 amino acids. The record is from RefSeq and is a predicted model, not a curated record. The transcript has a single exon. Lineage: Eukaryota; Fungi; Ascomycota; Pichiomycetes; Pichiales; Pichiaceae.
AUGCAAUUCUCCAUCGUCUCUUUAUUCGCUGCUUCUGCCUUAGCUGUUUCUACCCAAACUUCUUUCUCUACUGAAGUUGACACCAUCACUUCUUGUGCUUCCACUGUUACCAACUGUCCAGCCAAGAACGCUACUGGCUCUACUUCCAUCUACACUGAUGGUGCUGCUUUCGUUGGUGGUUCCUACUACGCUGCAGGUGCUGCAGUUUUGGCUGCCGGUGCUUUGUUAAUCUAA